Molecule: messenger RNA, 2570 nt
Organism: Melanotaenia boesemani (Boeseman's rainbowfish)
Lineage: Eukaryota; Metazoa; Chordata; Actinopteri; Atheriniformes; Melanotaeniidae
Gene: b3gat1a
Product: beta-1,3-glucuronyltransferase 1 (glucuronosyltransferase P) a
Exons: 9
Coding region: 1007-2086 (359 amino acids)
Biological process (GO): carbohydrate metabolic process; chondroitin sulfate proteoglycan biosynthetic process
Cellular component (GO): Golgi membrane
Molecular function (GO): galactosylgalactosylxylosylprotein 3-beta-glucuronosyltransferase activity
Source: RefSeq, a predicted model, not a curated record
GCUCAGUCUCCGCUUAGAGGCUACUUCAGUCCCCCAACAUAAGCACAUUCACAGACAUCUCUGCAAGCGUAGAGCCGUUUCACCCGUCACGACAGAGCAGUCUGCCUCUGAGCCGCGGAGCCGCAGACAGAGAGAAACAGAGGGACACAAAAAGAGGUAGUGAGGAGAAGGGUGGGAGGGAGAGCACGGAAAAGAAGAGGUGAAGAGCCACAGAGGCAAAACACAUACAUCGCUGCCACUCUGAUGUCUCCCCUCAUGCUACUGUUCCAGUGUGUGUGAGCUCGAGAAGAGGAAAGAGGGAAGGGAGGAAAAUAAAUCCUGGGAGUUCAAGUCCUCUGUUUGGUUUAUACUCCCCCCCCCACCUCUCUCUAUUAUCUCCAUCAUCCAAUGCAUGAAGGCGGGUUUCUGCUGGCAUGGCAGAGUAAACGAAAGGGAUGCUUUGAAUGCUGCCUCUCUUUCUACAAGGGACGAGGAAGAGGAAGGGGGGACAACACACAGCAGAGACAAAAACAGGAUUUCUAGAAUGAAUCGGAGUCCUUCUGUCGCAUGCGCUGGGAAUAGCAGUCGCACACUGAAGUCUCUGAAUGAGAGGCUGGCCCUGAGGACGUGAAACUGCCGGGAGAGUUUGGAUGUGACCCGUGACAGCAUCCGCUGUAUUUGACCACCUUGAGCUGCACACAUCUCUGCUCCCCCAAACGGCACCAAUUAGGGGUAGCUUCGAAACAAAGACUUGUGAGAGAAUCCAACGGCACAGGAGGAAGGGAAUACGCUGGAGGAGGGGCCUGUGUUUGCUGGGCCCAGCUCUGUUUGUCUGGACUCUGUGUGGCCUGUCUGCGUGAGACUAGGCAGAGGAAGAGAAACAGAAAAUGGUGAUGUGUCAUGGAGAAUGUCAUUGCUAGGUAGCCCAUUCAGAAUGCAGUGUGGCCUUCCCAGCUGCGCAUCCCCAGUGGUGCCAUGAUCCAGUUCUAACUGUGGGUAAUGCAGAGCCAAACAACCAACCCUGGAGAUGCCGAAGAGAAGAGAUAUUCUUGCCAUCGUGUUGAUUGUGUUACCUUGGACACUGCUCAUCACUGUUUGGCACCAAAGCGCUAUAGCUCCACUUCUCGCCAUCCGCAAAGCCUGUCACCACCUAGUAAAAGAGAUCUUUAUCAUUCCAGAGAGGCUUGCAGUCCACCACCACCGACUCUCAGAUGAAGGUGCCGAGGGCAAGAGGGAGGCGGGUGGCCAGGCGCAGGACUCCAAAGAAUACUGUGCCUCGGAUAAGGACAUUGUAGAAGUGGUGAGGACAGAAUAUGUAUAUACACGGCCUCCACCCUGGUCUGAUGUGCUGCCCACAAUCCACAUCAUCACCCCCACAUAUAGUCGACCAGUGCAGAAGGCGGAGCUGACACGGCUAGCAAACACUUUCCUCCAUGUUCCCAACCUACAUUGGAUCCUGGUGGAGGACUCCCAAAGGAGAACUCCUCUUGUCACGCGACUGCUCCGUGAGACAGGGCUAAACUACACCCAUCUCAAUGUGGAGACGCCCAGGAACUAUAAGGUGCGAGGUGAUACUCGGGAUCCUAGAAUCCCCAGAGGGACCAUGCAGCGGAAUCUGGCCCUGCGGUGGCUGAGGGAGACCUUUAAUCCCAACAGUAGCCAAGCUGGAAUUGUCUACUUUGCUGAUGAUGACAACACAUACAGCCUGGAGCUGUUUGAGGAGAUGAGAUCGACUCGGAAAGUUUCAGUGUGGCCUGUGGCCUUUGUGGGCGGCCUGCGGUAUGAGUCGCCUAAGGUAAAUGCAGCUGGAAAGGUCUACGGCUGGAAGACAGUGUUCGACCCCCAUCGGCCCUUUGCCAUUGACAUGGCUGGCUUUGCCAUCAACCUAAGGCUCAUCCUCUUCAAGCCACAGGCAUAUUUUAAGCUUCGUGGGGUGAAGGGAGGCUACCAGGAGAGUAGUUUGCUCCGAGAGCUUGUAACACUCAACGACUUAGAGCCAAAAGCCGCCAACUGCACUAAGAUCCUCGUUUGGCACACGAGAACAGAGAAACCUGUCCUUGUAAAUGAAGGGAAAAAAGGAUUCACAGACCCUAAUGUGGAGAUUUGACUAUUUUUCCCUAAAUCCACGGUGGUUGGCCUUGGACCCAUGAAGGGAGAAAGCAGUCAAGUUUCUUGAUAAGUGCAAACAGUGUUCAUGUCUUAAUCAUUAGGAAUGCAGAAAAAAAGAAGCAGGGGAUCAUUUAAGAGGAAAAGACUCUUCUUAACUGAGUCUGACAUUCUUUAAAUAUGGACCAAAAUCAGGACAAAUGUUUAUCGUAUCAAAGCACAGAUGAGUAAGAAGCAGCAUUCACUCUUCGGGUCUAUCGUUGAAGUGCACAGGAAACUACAACAUAAAGGAUCCCUCAGGGGGGUUUAGUGUGGACCGCUGUGAGCUGCACCUCCGCCGGACAAUAAAUGGCCCAUUGAGGACAACCUAAGAAAAGAGACAGCACAAUAUGAAGAACAUACAGCCAGCAGAUUCGAGCAAACAAGCAGGUUAAAAAUAUCCUUCACCUCAAAUUUAGAAAAAAAAAAAAAAAAAGCUAAGGAAA